AUGGUCGAGUACUAUGAAGCUCUGGGUCUCCCCCAGAAUGCUUCCUUGGAUGACAUUAAAAAAGCGUAAGUGCCUCUUCCCCAUGUCCACCCCAUUACCAUCUUCCAUCUUCUUAAGAGAGAUGUUGCCCUCACAGUCUCUCAGCCAAUAUGGGGUCUGGAGGGUAGUUAUUAAAUUACCUUUCAUCUCUUGCUAUACUUUUGGUGUCAAGGAAGGAAGAGAUGGUUGGGCUCUAGCAUGAUAGGUGCCGGUUAUUUCCCCCCCCUAGAGAUCAGGCAUCUGUUUAGGCAUAGUCUGGGGAGGUUGCAACAUAUAACUGAUUAAUCAGCUAGAGCAAAUCAACAGCAGCAGCAACAAAAAUGAUCGAUGAAAAGGAUGCCCUGCUAAAUCAAGCAGCAGUCCCCCCCCCAAAGUAGUUUUUUUUUAAUAAAAAAACCCGCAACUUAAAAAAACAACAACACACUGUAAAUUUCAACCUCCAUGAAAGAAAGAUUCUCCUUCCUGCAUUGCAAAUCCUUUACUGAGCAGGAGGUUGGACUGGAUGACCAGAUUCCAUUGUUCUGGGAUUCUCUUACACAAAGGAUAAUGGACCUUUUCUAAAAGGAUGCCUACUGCAAUGUUCACGUACCUCACCUGAAUAGGCUGAGAGUUCCUUUAAUUAGGCAAUAGCACUAGUACCCUGGUUCUAUCUCUCACCAUUAAAAUUUGAUACAAGGUUCACUAGGGUUUAGACUCAGAACCUGUUCCAAUGUCAGGGCUCAAACCUUAUGCCAGGGUUCAGUUCCUGGCACACCUCCUAAACCUUGCCACCACUCCUUAUACCAUCCCAGCCAGCAUUUUCUACAUGAAGCAGCUGCUUCACUCUGCUGAAUUCCUUAGCCCAAACAUGCAUUUGGAAACCAUGCUUCUUAAUAUAUUACCACAAGAAAGAAUAAUACCACUGAAUAUUCAUAUUUUGCUACCCUUGUACUACAGAAUCUACUGCUGGACCGUUAUAUUAUUAGGUUGCCUCACUGUCUGAUAAUCGGGCUGGUUCCCUGACUCUUCUUGUAUGAGAGGCUUGCUGAGGGGAGGUUUUUGUUAUUUUUAGUGUGUCUGUAUUUGUUGUAUAUAUAAUAAAACUCCGUCAAACAGCAUAUAAUUUUUCAGGAUCCUCCAAGCAUUUGCCAGCAUGUAAUUUAUGAGGUCCCCCCCCCCCCCAGCUAACACGACCCUUAAGGUUUUCCAUUUGGGGGGCAAUUAAGUUCUGGCAGCCACCAAGAUCCAUGUCAAGAGUUCCUUUCAGCUGAUCGUCCCACAGAAUCUGUGGUGACGUUGGAAUGGGAUAGCUGACUAUUUGGUCAUUUCUUGACACAUCAGAAUUUGAAUACCUGUAGGAAGUCUUAGCACAGGUGCGAAAAGGUGUCUCCCCACAACAAUUCUGAGAAGAUUGUGAUGUCAUGUGGGCAAUUCGCCCUGGUGUGUGGUGCCAUCUAUACGGGAGUUUCAUAGAAGACUCCCUCACACAAGCUGAGACAGACUGGUAUGGUUUGGAUGGCCGUAGCGCAUGCCAUGAAGUAAUGAGAAGCUUGCUGAGGGAAAGUCGAAGUCUUUUUUGCUUCUGGAAGAAAUGGAGACUAGGGACAGGAGUCUGCUCCCUUCCUCGCCCUGGUGUCAGGAAAAAUAUGGCUAACCAUACACAAAUCUGUAGUUGUAGAAAUGGUCACAGGGAUACUGACUUUUAUCAUCCAUUGUGUUUUCUGGGGGACCAUAAAGAUACAGGAAGAAAGCUCUAAAGUGGCACCCAGAUAAAAACACAGAAAACAAGCAAUUUGCAGAACAGAGAUUCAAGGAGAUUUCAGAAGCCUAUCAAGUACUUUCAGACAGUAAGUAUUCAACCUCUCAUGAACCCCCUUCAUCACUGCCUCUUGUGCAGCACUUCUCCUCCUGCUGAUCAGACCUUUACCAGUCACAUGUUUUCUAUGCAAGUAUGUGGUAGAGCAAAGAUUGGGAUUUUGCUUAAAACAAGAAAUCCAAGCAAAUUCAUUUGAUGAUUUGGAUGCCAAAAUGGGAAAGCAAAACCACUUGACACACUGCUGCACCUACUGGGGACUAAGUGUAGCAAUUUGUGGGGGCUUCCCCACCCCAGAGCUUUCCUCACAAAAUCCUGCUCUUUAGCACUCAGUUGGAGCAAACGUCAAUUUGGGUUUUAAGCAGAUUGCUGUUUGCUCCGAUUGAGCUUUAAAGAGUGGAUUCAGAGCAAAAAAAAGGAGAGUGCUCAGACACGAAGCUUUAAAGCAUGGACUGUGCCUGGAAAGAGCGGAAGAAAGGUAAGUGUAGAUAAGCCCUCAGUGCAUCAUUUAAAGGAGAGACCUGGAAGAAAAGGACACAAAAAGGCUCAAAAGAUGUGCAAACUGUACCAAAGGUUUGCAGUAUAUUCUGGCACCUGUUACAUGCAAAAUGCUAACACAGACAGGCAGACCCCACUAACUACAGGCCUUUCCUCACUCAUUAUCCUUGGCACGUUCAUAUAGGUCCUUAAUGCUACCUUAUACAAUGCACAGGCACCCCCCCCAAAGGACUUAGUGUGAUUUCAUGCGUUGAGCUGCCCUCAUGCUGUGGUGGCCGUUGUUUCCCCCUUACCUGUGAAGGGUGUCUGUGUGAAGUGGCCUUCAGAGCUUUCAGAAAUUGUAUGUGAUCAGUGUGCCCCCCCUUCUUUAUUGGCCUCUGUUAGAGACUUGACACACUGCUGGCUGAAAAUGCCUUCUCUGCUGUAGAAGGUUGAUUGUAACUAAUUCCACCGUUUAACCUGACCCUGCUAGUAUCUCUUGUUCAGUUCAGGGAAGCUUAUAUUGACCACCCAUACCUUAAAAUGUCAAUAAUUCACCAAGGACCUGAUUGCUGCAUUGAAUAUCCUCAGUUGAUGCUAAAAUCCUCUGGGCUCAGGUGGUGGUUGGUUAUCACACUCUCUAUAGUCUGAUGACCCUGUUCAAUAUACCAUUACCUAGUGGCAUAGUCUAUUUUGCCAUGGUUAAUCUGUCCUGGCUAUUUUGUGGCAAACAUGCAUUUUCAAGUUUCAAACUAUAUGCUAUCCUGGGAAGAACACUGGCAGAAGCAGGGCUCCUCCAAAUGGACUAUUUAUUGAGCAUCCAUCCAGAUUUGCUUGCACAAAGCCUACACAGUGGUUAGACUAUGUCUGGUCUUUAUUGAGCAUUUGUUCCAAUUUGUUUAUGGGACAGUUAUAUGACAAUUCUGCCCAUUCAUCAUUUGAUACACCUGUCCAUUCACCCUUUGUUCAUCUCAUGCUUUUCAAUGCAAUUCCCCAUCACUUUCCUAACUGCAAAAAGUCAGUGUUUUUCUCAAGUGGAUUUGUUGUGCUGGUAGAGCGAUGGAGCCUUUCAUCUUUUUUAAUCACACAAACCUAAAGUUCUCGUAUGUGCUUGAAUUCCUCCUGUGAAAUGCUGACAGCCUAUAUGUGCUUACAGUGGUUUCCGCUUCCAGAUGAUGCACCUGUUAUUCAAGAUCCAGCAUGGCAUGCCAGACUGCUGUUAGAAACCACUGUCUCUGAGAUCGGAUGGUGGGUUGGUUGACUUCUUAUUCUUUCUCCCUUUCAGAGAACAAACGUGACAUCUAUGACCGCUGGGGUAAGGAUGGGCUACUGGGAAGAGGUAAGUGAGAGACAGUCCAGGAAAAAUCUUCUCCAUCACAGAAGAUAAGAUGACUCAAGCAACACAUUUAACCUAGUUCCAUGGUUCUUUACUUUGUAAAAGAUAUUGUGUGUUGGUAACUGUGAAAGUUAGCUGUGGGAAUGUUUUGGUUUUAUAUUUUUUUUAAAACACCAUUGUUUUUAAUGUUUUGUUGUUUGCUGCCCUGGGCACCUUUGGGAGGAAGAGUGGGAUAAAAAUGGUAUAAAUUUAUUUACUCACUUUAAAGCAGCCUGGGAUAGAUUGCGUCUGAGGAGAGAUUACUGUAAGGUUCUUGUGCCUUUCUCCUCAUGGCAAAGUCUGUAUUAUGUGUGUGAGGGACGCGGGUGGCGCUGUGGGUUAAACCACAGAACCUAGGACUUGCUGAUCAGAAGGGCGGCAGUUUGAAUCCCCACGACGGAGUGAGCUCCCAUUGCUUGGUCCCUGCUCCUGCCAACCCAGCAGUUCAAAAGCACAUCAAAGUGCAAGUACAUAAAUAGGCACCACUCCAGUGGGAAGGUAAACGGUGUUUCCGUGCACUGCUCUGGUUCGUCAGAAGCGGCUUAGUCAUGCUGGCCACAUGACCUGGAAGCUGUAUGCCAGCUCCCUCGGCCAAUAAAGUGAGAUGAGCGCCGCAACCCCAGAGUCGGCCACGACUGGACCUAAUGGUCAGGGGUCCCUUUACCUUUUUAUUAUGUGUGUGUAUGGUUUUGAGCUGGUAAAUAACAGAAGAGGAAAGGGCAAAGUAGCCUCUCUCUCUCUCUCCACGUGCCAUUCGUCCCAGAUUGCUUUGGGUUAAGAAAGAAAAAAAUGGAGGAAAUGGUCACACAACUUCACUCAACAUGUAGAUUACACCUGGUAUUCUUGUCAAGAGAAAAUUAAACUAUCAGUGUGGUAAGAACUUGCUGCAGGGUGAGGGUGAAAGAUCUCUACACAGUCUCAUUUGGGGUGGACAUUGGUCAGUCACAGGGCAAUUAAAAGCUACCACUUAUAUUUGGCCACAGGAUUAACAGAGUGAUAUCCAGAAUGUGCAAUGUGUAAAGAAUAGAUAAGGCGUUUUUACCCAAACAUUUGCCGUUUUAGUACUGGGGACAAAUGUCAAAUAAUGUCAGUGUAAGUUCUGUUCCUUUAGUUUCUGAAUUGGAAUUUAGAUGACCAUGAGCAAAUCUGUAUAGUGUAGUACUGGAUUCAGCUUUGAAUAUAUUUGUCUCUGGUUCCACCCAGAACAUUGGGUCUAUUCAGAAGCCCAGUGCUUACAUACCUGGGGCACAAUUUCAGAAUUCUAUUGGUUUCAGUAGGAGAACAAAGCAUGUGAUUCAUUCUCUCCCAUUGAAAUUAGCAUUGGCUGGAUUGUACCCUUACUUUGUGUUUCUAUAAAUCAGGGGUGGGUAACUUGUAGCCCUUGGUUAGACUCCAGUUACCAUUGCCCAUAGCAAAUAUGGUCUGGGAUUAUGGGAGUUGUAGUUCAGCAACAUCUGAAGGGACACAAGUUCGCCACCCCAACAUUCAAUUAUACUGUCCUGACUGUACUUGCUCAUGGUGAGCUCAUCUACUGAGGUUCAAAGGGGGCUGUAUACAGCAAUGCCCUAUAACAAUCUUCAUCCUUCUGGGCUUUUGCAAUCUGGUUCCAGGACACCUAGCUAUGGGGAAAGGAAUUUCUAUUUUGACAACUUCCAGGUCCUGUGUCCCACAUCCCAUCACCUCAUCAAAUAACCAGAAUACCUGGCUUUGACAUAUCUUUCCUUUUAACUUUUUCAGGUAGACCUGGGGCAUCAUCUAGGACCAACAUGAGCCCUGAUUAUAUGUUCCACUUCCGCAGUGCCCAUGAUGUCUUCAGGGACUUCUUUGGAGGACGGGACCCUUUCUUUGGUAAGUGGUGAUUCCUCUCAGAGGCCUGGAAGGUACCUAAAAGUCAGUUGGUCUAACUCCCUGCCUGUCAACUCACAUAAUCUCUCUGGCCUACAACCUGCCACAAGGAAAGAAGGAGUGCUAUAUAAGAGGUGUUUCUGGAGAAAUAGUUUCAGGUGACUCAAGAGAGAGAGCCAAGACACACAUGGUAGAACCAGGCAAAAUAAAAAUCUCACUCCAAGUAACCAGCUGUCAAGGCUGGAGACAGAGGCAGGUCAUCACUAAAAUAAUCAGAUGUCUGUUUUCAGUGAAGUUGACUCUUUAUUCAAGGAAAUGAACAUACACUUGGCCUAGUGGCCUCAGCAACACCAGUGGGUCUUGUCCCUAUGCAGCAGUUACCAGGAUGGAAGGUUCACCCUUUCUAUGGCUCUUCCUCUCCUGGAUGUUUCCCAAGCCAUCUCAAACUGCCUGAUGGGAAAACUACUCCAAAAGCCAGGCCCAGGAGAGCUGAAGGUCCACUGAAGUAUCUACUGUGUUCCUACCUGUGUAUCUCUUGGCUCUCAUCUCAAGUACUUGAGGCCUGAUGUUGCCAUCUUGAUUUUCAGGAGAUGCAAUGCCAUUUGGUGCAUGUGCUGGUGGAGGAAAUGGGUUCUGCUUCUACUCUUCAUCAACGAAUUUCGUCAACGGCAAACAGAUCACAACCAAAAGGUGAGGGUGGGCCAGUGGACAGCCAUGACUGAACCAUUGCAGCUUUCACUCACUAAGUCACAUGGUUUUCUUAGGGUGACCAGUUUCCUCACUAGAACUGUUCCUGUGCCUUGAACAGCAACUUGACAGGUAUCCAUGUGUCAGUCUGUUCUUGAAGGUUCUUGAAUAGGACAAAUAAAACGCUGGCAAGCAUUGGCACUCAGGGAAGAGAACAAGAAGAUCUAUUGUGGGUUGUAGCAGGAGGAGGAGAAGGGGCAAGCCAUAGCAAGGGCAGGUGUCAGGGUAGAUAUCAUUGGGCUACCGCCAAGGCCCACAUCCCUUCUGGGGUCCCAUUGCCCAGUCUCUGGAGCCACUGAGGCCUGCUCGUCUUCCUUGCUAUUGCGGCCUCUUCACUAGCCCCUUUACAAGUAUGCUGUGACAGGAGCAAGGAGAUGGAACAGCAGCUUCCUCUUGACCAUGUUUUCCCAUACUUGGGUCUCCAGCUGUUUUUAGACUACAAUUCCCACCACUGUUCCUGCUAGCUAGAGAUGAUGGAAGUUAUAGUUAAAAAACAACUGGAGAGCCAAGUUUCGGAAACUCUGCUGUGGACAAAUGAUCAGGGUGGGCCCAGAAAGGAGAAGGAAGUGGGCAACAGUGCCUUGGUGAGGAGAGGGGCUCACUGAGGGCCCCUUGCCCAAGGGGUCACCAGAACCUGGAGCCAGCACUCAUUACAGACUUAUGGGCUGUAUAAACCCAGCCUGUGAAUUAGGAGAGUGCAGAAUUCAAAUCUGACUUUUCACUGUUGUAAUUCUUCCUUUUGACCAUCAUUACCAUAUUAAUUAUGUGCAUUGUUUCUUUUUUUAAAAAAAAUACUAUGCAACUGCUUGUUUUUAGAGUGAGAGAUAUAUUUAACAACUUCUGAGAGGUAAUGAUAUGAAUAUUAAUUAACUGCCCAGGUUCAGAUUUGAUUUCUGUUCUUGAAGACAGGAUGUUUAUGGUGUGUGGGGGUGUGUGUGUGUGUAUGACAUACAAACACAAAAAAAAUGUACCUGUUUCAUUUUAAUACAUAAUUCUUGUACAACCCAUUUAGCCAUACAUUCAGAUCUUUUUAUUUUAGAGCUGUGUUACAUACAUUGAAAUUGAUUUUAAUAUAAAAGAAAAAUAAUUAAAAAGGUACAUAAAAUAUAGUAUAAACUUAUAAAUUACACUUAUAAAAGAUAACAGCAUUUAUUGGCAUUUUACUUCUAGGCCACAUCUGGGAAAAGUAACAUCACAUAUGUAGCCAGGUUUUUAGUCACACAAAACUUUCUUAGAUGUGAAAGGAGCUGACUCUCCCACCAAGGUUCACUUCUUCCUACAACCAGUUGUCAGCUUAUAGGGCAGGGAUGGAGAAUCAGUGGCCCACCAGAUGUUGUUAGACUCCAUCCUCAUCAGCCCCAGCCAACAUGGCCAAUGGUUAUUGCUGGUGGUUGCAGUUCAGCAUCAUCUGGAGGGUACCAUUUCUCAUCCCUGGUUUGGGAGGCCAAUUGGAUUUGAUUAACCCAGAAGGAGUUUGGCUUUCUCCUCUGCUGGCAGAGUAACUUAUUCAGCAUUUCUCUCCUUCCCAGGAUUGUUGAGGAUGGACAGGAGCGAGUAGAAGUUGAAGAAGAUGGAGAGCUUAAAUCUGUUCUUGUUAAUGGUAAGGUUCAGAAGUAGAGAAUGGGACUUUUUAAGAAAGCUUCAGGUCCCGUGUGGGGCAGAUGUAUCUGUGGGUGCCCCAGUGCUCACAGCCACCAUGUUAUGGAAAGCAGAUUUAAGCUAUGCAGAGAGACACAGACAAGAUAGUCUAGCAGUUUCAUGGAUGUGAUGUCCGAUCCUAGUACCUUGUUUGGCACUGAUAUAUCUAACCCAGUGGUUUUCAACCAGUGUGCUGUGGCACUCUGGGGUGCCUUGGAUGAUGGUCAGGGGUGCCACAGGCAACACUGGCCUCUGUCCCUCUUUCCUUCCCUUCCUCCUCUGAUGCUCUCUCGCAUCUCUGCCUGCCAAAGGCUUCCACAGCUGUUUAUUGCAGCAGCCCUGGGCAGUGGCGAGGCUACUACCAGGAGCGGAGUACAUCCGGGGGUGUGGCUGGCGUGCAUCCCAGGGGGUGUGGCGUGCCGCCCGUGGGGGGCAUGGCGCUCGUCGGGGGGUGCAUGGCAUGGGGUGCGCCUCCUGGGGUGUGCACGGUGAAUGAUGCGCGUCCCAGGGGUGCGCGGUGAGUGGCGAGUGCCCUGGGGGCGCGCCGGCUGCGAUAUCACCCCCAGGAUGGCACCCAGGGCGGACCGCCCCCCCGCUCGCCUUCGUCUGCCAGUGGCCCUGGGUAUUGGCUCCGCAGGCAAAUGGUGCCUCUGGGAGGCACCUCCCUUUGGGAUGGGGUGCAACUCAGAGACCAGGGACAGCAGCAGCAGCUGCCCAGAGGACAGGAGAGGAGAGGAGACUGGGGAACACUCAGUGUAGUUGGUUAAGAGAGCCAUGGACUCAAAAAGGUUGAAAACCUCUGGUCUAACCUGCCUCGCCCUUUCUUGCAGGUGUGCCCACUGAGAGAGCAUCCAUUAGAGAAGCUGGGGGACAUCAUGGUGAGCCCAACAGAUACAGGUCCGCACCUCAGUUCGGCUACCAUGAUGACUCCGAUUCUGAACCCAUCUAUGAGGUGCGCACCAUCAGGCAUGCGUUCCCCAACCAAAGGAAUAAAGGCUACAGAGCAGGAAAUAUGUCCCCUGCAGAAGACACAGAUAGCGAGUCUCAUGAUGAGUUCCAGACUGAGGAUGACGAUGAAUCCCAUAUCCCUGAGUUCUAG
Podarcis lilfordi (Lilford's wall lizard) is the source of this 9012-nucleotide messenger RNA. The record is from the annotation of a GenBank genome assembly. Lineage: Eukaryota; Metazoa; Chordata; Lepidosauria; Squamata; Lacertidae.